This is a messenger RNA of Pseudophryne corroboree (corroboree frog), 4706 nucleotides long. It is a transcript of the gene LRRC1, whose product is annotated as leucine rich repeat containing 1. Lineage: Eukaryota; Metazoa; Chordata; Amphibia; Anura; Myobatrachidae. Gene Ontology annotation, biological process: establishment or maintenance of epithelial cell apical/basal polarity; embryo development; neurotransmitter receptor transport postsynaptic membrane to endosome. The transcript has 14 exons. Gene Ontology annotation, molecular function: protein binding. Gene Ontology annotation, cellular component: postsynaptic density; adherens junction; postsynaptic membrane. Bases 659 to 2233 code for a protein of 524 amino acids. The record is from RefSeq and is a predicted model, not a curated record.
CCACACAGCCAGACGUCACCCCCUCCCAGUGCUACACACUACACUGGCUGCUGCCACACACUGUGCGCGGCGCCCGGGGCACUGAUACCAAGGGCUGGGCGGAGGGAGGAUGAGGAGGAGGAGGGGAGAGACUCGGACGUCACCGUAGCAGGAGGGAGAGGGAGAGGGAGAGAGAGAGAGAGAGAGAGAGAGAGAGUCCGCCACAUGAAGUGAUAAUAGAGGGGGAGGAGGCGCACUCACACACCGGUCCAUGUGUACAUGUCCACACAGGGGGAGGGCCCGGCAGGAGUCUGCAAGUGAGGGCCACAGUCUACUGCUGCCUAUGCCACAGCCCGGGAGCCGCAGUUCACGUCCAUUCUGUCCUCUGACAUUACUGUAAUCCCUGUGACCUAGACAGUGGGCGGCAGGAGGAGAGGAGUGCACUGUGCCGGGCACGGGAGGAGGGGAGUGCACAGUGCCGGGCCCGCCUGCAGCAGCGCCAGGAGUUGGGAAAGUUGCUGUGGUCGCACCUGGACCGUGACGCCGCGCAGGGUCAGGGGGAGUGUUCGUCACUGACUCUGCCGGGGCAGGGGCGGAGGGGGUCAGGCUGGUGGCCGGCUAGCCGGGCAGGUGGGCGGCGGACACAGUGGGCUGCGAGCUGCUCGGACUGCCUCCGGGGAUGUUCCACUGCAUCCCGCUCUGGCGGUGUACCCGUCAUGUGGAGACCGUGGAUAAGCGGCACUGCUCCCUGAUGGCGGUGCCGGAUGAGGUGUACAGGUACAGCCGGAGCCUGGAGGAGCUCUUACUGGACGCCAACCAGCUGAGGGAGCUGCCAAAGCAAUUUUUUCAACUUGUCAAGUUAAGAAAACUUGGUCUUAGUGAUAAUGAAAUUCAACGACUUCCUCCAGAGAUAGCAAACUUUAUGCAGUUGGUAGAACUGGAUGUGUCUCGGAAUGAUAUUCCAGAAAUUCCAGAGAGCAUCUCUUUCUGUAAAGCACUCCAAGUAGCAGAUUUCAGCGGGAAUCCUCUUACAAGGUUACCUGAAAGUUUUCCCAACCUAGAAAGCCUCACAUGCCUUUCCAUUAAUGAUAUCUCACUACAAGCACUCCCUGAAAACAUUGGGAACCUAACAAACCUGGCUUCAUUAGAGUUGAGAGAAAAUUUGUUGACCUAUUUACCAGAAUCGCUUUCACAGCUUCAUAGAUUGGAAGAGCUUGACUUAGGAAACAAUGAAAUCUAUAACUUGCCAGAGUCCAUUGGAUCAUUACAUAAACUUAAGGACCUCUGGUUGGAUGGAAAUCAACUGGCAGAACUACCUCCAGAAAUAGGAAGUCUGAAAAAUUUACUUUGUUUUGAUGUGUCUGAGAACAAACUGGAAAGACUUCCCGAAGAGAUCAGCGGUUUGGCUUCAUUAACAGAUCUACUUGUUUCACAGAACUUAAUUGAGGUUUUACCGGAUGGAGUUGGAAAGCUGAGGAAGCUGUCAAUACUUAAAGUGGACCAGAAUCAUCUCAUGCAGCUGACAGAAUGCAUAGGAGAAUGUGAGAGCCUUACUGAACUGGUACUUACGGAGAAUCAGCUUUUGGUACUGCCAAGAAGCAUUGGGAAAUUAAAGAAGCUGAACAAUUUGAACAUUGAUCGGAAUAAAUUAAUGUCUUUGCCAAAAGAGAUUGGUGGAUGCUCCAGUCUUAAUGUAUUCUGUGUACGUGAAAAUCGGUUGACACGAAUACCCUCAGAAAUUGCGCAAGCUACUGAACUUCAUGUCUUAGAUGUUGCUGGGAAUAGGUUAUCCCACUUACCGUUGUCAUUGACCUCACUAAAAUUAAAGGCAUUAUGGUUAUCUGAUAACCAGUCCCAGCCUCUACUGACCUUUCAGACAGAUGUUGAUGUGGAGACUGGAGAAAAGGUCUUGACAUGUGUGCUACUUCCACAGAUGCCUUCAGAGACUGGUGGCCAAGACAAUUUACAAAGAUGCGGAGCCUUCGAGAGUUUGGUUAAUGAUGUGUCUGAUGAAACUUGGAAUGAUCGAGCAAUGAAUAGAAUAAGUGCCAUUCGAUUCUUAGAUGACGAGAAAGAAGAUGAAGAGGAUGAAACGGCAACUCUUCUGAGGCGGGCCACUCCUCAUCCCGGGGAGCUGAAGACAAUGAAGAAAACUGUGGAGAACCUGCGUACCACUAUGAAUGCUGCUAAAGGACUGGAUUCUAACAAAAAUGAGGUCAAUAACUCCAUUGACAGAGUGACCACGUCUGUGUAGAGAUCCACCUUCAUUUUGCCUCGUGUGUCUUUCCAUAUUUCUCCCUGCUUCAAGGGCCACAUCCAGCCUCUUGUUUUUACCAGAACAUAAUUCGUCAUCCCUCCUUUUACUACUUGUAUUGAAAUGAUGCAGCCUGGACAGUAUGUGCCUUAUUUCAUUCAGAUGUCUGUAUCUAUGAUCUCUAGCUUAAUGCUGAAAUUUUAUAUUUUACUGAUCUUUUUUAUUUUUAAUAAGUAGUACACACUACUGUGCAUUGGUCUUGUUUUUAAGUUACGAUUUUACAUAUGGAAAUAUGUUUUUAUUUUUUAACUUCUGGGGUAUAUAUUCUGACCAUUUUUGUGGCCCUAUUAGGGAUAAAUUUCAGUUUUAUGUGGAAAUUAUACUUUUUUACUUUUUGGCAGCUUAACUGGUGUAUAUUUUUAUAAUUGUAUAGUAGGUUGCAAAAGUGUUUCAUUGCUAUGAAAUCAAAGGCGGUACAUGUGAUAUAAAUUGUAAAAUAGAAAACCUGUGUUUUUAAAUGUAAAUUAAUUUAUACAGGUGCAAUGCUAAGAUGUGCCUUAGAAGAAUGAUGGGCAACAUGUGAUCAAAAUAAAUUGCCGCCUUGUACAGUUUUCCUAGGGAGUGAUGUCCGAGUAAUCACAGUGCAAGCGCAGUGUCUUUGUAGGACAUGACUUGAAGGUAAAGGUCUUCUCACCAGAUUAACUGAUAGUGUCCUUCAAAGAUUAAGAAAAGCCGCUGCAUGGUUAGAAAACAGUGCAACACAUCUAAGUGCUAUAAAUCAACCUAAGGAGCACUGUGAUUUUGAAAUCUAUGCAAAUGGAGAGUAAUUGUGUUAUUGACAUUGGGGGUGAUUCAGAGUUGAUCGUAGCUGUGCUAAAUUUAGCACAGGUACGAUCAGGCACACUGACAUGCGGGGGGACGCCCAGCAUAGGGCUAGCCUGCCCCGCAUGUCAGUCCCUGCCCCGUCGCAGAAGUACAAAAGCAUCACACAGCGGUGAUGCUUUUGCACUUCAGGAGUAGCUCCCGGCCAGCGCAGCUUUUGCGUGCUGGCCGGGAGCUACUCGUCACUGCCUGGCUCGCAGCGGCUGCGUGUGACGUCACGCAGCCGCCGUGGCCCGCACCCAGCAUGGUCUGGCACGCCUGCGUUGGCCGGACCGCGCCCCUUAAACGGCAGCUUAAUGCUGCUGUCCUGGCCACUCCGCCCAGCGACUGCCUCUGCCUGUCAAUCAGGCAGAGGCGAUCCCUAGCUAAAGACAGCCGUCGGCUGUCUGGCAUGCGCCGGCGCAUGCACAGUUCAGGCCUGAUUGCUGCUGUUUGAACACGCACAGCACCAAUCAGGUCUGAAUUAGCCCCAUUGUCAUCUUUAGAUUGGGAGAGCACAGGUGAAGAGAACCUGUUCACCAGCAGGGCUCAUGACAUGCCCAUGCAGCGGAACUUUUGCAAAGGAUGAUUGUGUCUUUGUCUGAGGUGUGUUUUCAGUUGAAACUAUUUAAUCAUAGGAUUUAGUGGUCCUUUUCCCUACUGCUUAGUCUGUGAAACACUUCAUGCUGGCCUAGUAUGUCAUCUGAAGUUCUCUGCUAUUCAAUGCGGGUUUGGUAUAAUAGAUCUACAGUAAUUUGACAGUCAAAAGUUUGACUCCAUAUGGUCGACAUGCAUGGGCCUUUUGAACCUGUCGACGUUUUGACAACCAUAUGGCCUCGACAUAUUGACUAUCUAUACACCAUCUGUCAUCCAGAUACCACUAAAUGCAUAUAUAAUAUGCUACCAUCUUGUGGGACCAGUGAACAGUUAUAAGGCCUUUAAAAAAUAUAUUGCCCAUCCCUGUGUUAGAGGGUCUUUGUACUGCGGCUGUUGUAUGGGGUUGAUUAUAAUGUCAGUAGGAAUGUAUCCAGUGGUUACACUACACAUAUUUUUGACAUAAAUACAUUUCCAUUGUCAUCUUCAUGUAUACUUGAUUCUAUUUAAGAAUAUUUAGUAAAUUUGAAUAUGUUAAAAAUAGCUGAAGUUAUGUGCAUUAAAAUAAAACUAUAGAAAUAUUCCAUUUGUUAAAAUGCAGAACUAUAAACAGGAAACUGAUACACUUCACUCCGCUUAGGGACACCUACAACUGCAGUCCAGAAUGUACCAGAGAACUCUGCUACUUAGCAUUGUUUCCAUUGUUUGUAGGGGUCUUUAUAAAUAACACACUACCUCAAGCAGUCGACAAAAAAAAGCUUCUUGCCUUAUUAUAUUGAAAAGACAAAUAGAAAAAGAAAUUUCACAUAAAAACAUCAAACAUAAGGUUGACCGUGUAUGUCAUAUAUUGGCAAACCUAAUUUAUCGGAAUAUGAUGUAUGAUGCCCAAUAAUCAGUUUCUAAAUUUUGAUUAAAUACUACAGCAACACAAGGAAGGAAACCUUUUUGUUUUUUUAUAACCUUUGAUGUAUUUGUAUGUCUUAAGAAGAUCCUCAUCCAUAAAAGCCUUAAAUAUCAA